UACAGCCCUGGUGAGUGGCAGGGAGGGCGAGCACUGCGGCUGAUGCUAGGCUGUUCCUAGACGGACAUACCCCCCACCCCCCCCCAGCACCCUGCAGCUUGCUGCAGGAUCAGAGCCCGCCGGCGGCUGGAGGGGUCUCUCUCUGUCCCGGGGGGGCCGCUGCUGCUCCCCCUCCCUCGCCCAGGUGGCCAGUGGGCUGCACCGCAGCCCCGUGAUGGAGGCACCAGCCCGCCGAGGCGAUUGGUCUGCAAAGCGGUGACGUCGUGGAGCACCAUCACCUCCUCUUCCCCAUCAUCAUCAUCAGCCCCCCCCCCCGGUCCCCCCUCAGGCCCAUCUUCAGCUUCCCGGUCUCCCCCUCCUGCGCAGGCAGCUGAGCGCACAGCCCGGGCGAGCGGAUUUGUACAAACCAGAGAGCAGCAGGAAAAGGGAGAGACGAGCCCCCCCCCCCCCCGAAAGGCACCAGGGCAUCAUGGCACCCAUUGGGCUCAAGGCUGUGGUUGGAGAAAAGAUCAUGCAUGACGUCAUCAGGAAGGUGAAGAAGAAGGGCGAGUGGAAGGUGCUGGUGGUGGAUCAGCUCAGCAUGCGCAUGCUCUCUUCCUGCUGUAAAAUGACCGACAUCAUGACGGAGGGGAUAACAAUUGUGGAAGACAUCAACAAGCGCCGAGAGCCGCUCCCCACCUUGGAGGCCGUGUACCUCAUCACCCCAUCUGAUAAGUCUGUCCAUUCACUCAUCAGUGACUUCAAGGAUCCCCCAACUGCCAAGUACAGGGCUGCCCAUGUCUUCUUCACUGACUCCUGCCCCGAUGCCCUGUUUAACGAACUGGUGAAAUCUCGUGCGGCCAAAGUCAUCAAGACCCUGACAGAAAUCAACAUAGCCUUCCUUCCCUACGAGUCCCAGGUUUACUCCUUGGAUUCUGCUGACUCUUUCCAAAGCUUCUACAGUCCCCACAAGACCCAGUUGAAGAACCCAAUGCUGGAACGCCUGGCGGAACAGAUUGCCACCCUGUGUGCCACCCUGAAGGAAUAUCCUGCUGUCCGAUACAGAGGAGAUUACAAAGACAAUGCCAUGCUGGCCCAGCUCAUCCAGGACAAACUGGAUGCCUACAAGGCUGACGAUCCGACCAUGGGCGAGGGUCCGGACAAAGCUCGCUCCCAGCUCCUCAUUCUGGACCGUGGCUUUGACCCCUCAUCCCCUGUGCUGCAUGAACUGACUUUCCAGGCGAUGAGUUACGACCUGCUGCCCAUCGAAAAUGAUGUCUACAAGUAUGAAACAAGCGGCAUCGGAGAGGCCCGGGUGAAAGAGGUUCUCCUGGAUGAAGACGACGACCUCUGGAUCACCUUGCGCCACAAACACAUUGCAGAGGUGUCCCAGGAGGUCACCCGCUCGCUAAAGGAAUUUUCUUCCAGCAAGAGGAUGAACACAGGCGAGAAGACCACGAUGAGGGACCUGUCCCAGAUGCUGAAGAAGAUGCCCCAGUACCAGAAAGAACUCAGCAAGUACUCGACUCACCUGCACCUGGCUGAGGACUGCAUGAAGCACUACCAAGGCACCGUGGAUAAGCUCUGCCGUGUUGAACAGGACCUGGCUAUGGGCACUGAUGCCGAAGGGGAGAAGAUCAAGGACCCCAUGAGGGCCAUUGUCCCAAUCCUGCUGGAUGCGAACGUCAGCACCUACGACAAGAUCCGCAUCAUCCUGCUUUACAUCUUCCUGAAAAACGGGAUCACCGAGGAAAACCUGAACAAACUGAUCCAGCAUGCUCAAAUCCCACCGGAGGACAGCGAGAUCAUCACCAACAUGGCCCACCUCGGGCUGCCCAUCAUCACAGACUCUACCUUGCGUCGCAGGAGCAAGCCGGAGCGGAAGGAGCGGAUCAGCGAGCAGACCUACCAGCUCUCGCGAUGGACCCCGGUUGUGAAGGACAUCAUGGAGGACACUAUUGAGGACAAACUGGACACCAAGCACUACCCCUAUAUCUCCACUCGCUCCUCGGCCUCCUUCAGUACCACUGCAGUCAGUGCCCGCUAUGGACACUGGCAUAAGAACAAGGCCCCCGGUGAGUACAGGGCUGGCCCUCGCCUCAUCAUCUUCAUUCUGGGGGGCGUGAGCCUGAGCGAGAUGCGCUGCGCCUACGAGGUGACGCAAGCAAGCGGCAAGUGGGAGGUGCUAAUAGGGUCCACUCACAUCCUCACCCCGCAGAAACUGCUGGACACGCUGAAGAAACUGAAUAAAACAGACGAAGAAACCAGCAGUUAAAACAAAACAAAGCAAACAAAAGGACGACGACUCCACCUUCCUGGCUUAUGGCAGUCCUCCCGUUGGCUGUCCCGCUAACCGUUACUUUGCUGAGCCACGGCUCCAUCCCCAGCCCCGAGCUUUCUCCCUGUUCUUGUUUCUAGAAACCUGCCCACCCCCACUUGCCCCUCAUUUUAAGCAAAAGUGUUUGUGUUGGGGAGCGGGGGGCGGGGAAGCGGACACAAAAUGCAUUGUGUUUAAAAAAAACAAACCCCCUAAAUGCAAAAAUAUUUAUGCUCUAUGUAUGUAUCCCAAAACCCCAAACCAAACUCAUUUUCAAAUAACCCAUUUACCCAUCUCUAUAGAAGAAUUUUCCAAAGCGUUUUUCCAGGCUGGAUGGAUGCACAUGAAUUAUUUACAGCGAUGUGUGCUUGUAUCUAACCAGAUGCAAACACAACUGCUCCAUAUAGGGAUUUGCUCGAAUAUGGACUUGGUAGAGUUCUUUCCAUUACUGCUGUCUUUGGGGUUUUUUCUCCAUUUUUUUGGGGGGGGUGUAUGUGAUUCUUAAAGGUGCAGUUAUUUUGUGUUUCCUGCAGGAAUAUGUUAAAUUGGGGGUUACCCAUAAUUCCAGCAAACCUGUCCCCAAAUCUUCUGCGGCAUCCUCUGCUGACAGAAGUUGACCAGCUCUCCCCUCUCCCCCAGCAAGGUUCAGGUGAGCACAUCUGGACAGAUCAAUCAGAUUGCUGCUGGGAGGGGUGACCUCUUGCUUUGCAUGCGUAGGUGGGGCUUCUGAGAACAGCCAAUCAGGACUUUGUUUGGGAGGUGGGGGUUAGAUUUGCACGUACCAAUAGGGUGACCAGACAGCAAAUGUGAAAAAUCGGGACAGAGGGUGGGGGGUAAUAGGAGCCUAUAUAAAAAAAAGGCCCAAAAAUCGGGACUGUCCCUAUAAAAUCGGGCCAUCUGGUCACUCUACGUACCAAUCAGCUCAUUGGUCUAGCUAGGCUGGUAGCCUGACUCUGCAGGUGGCCAUUGCUUGAUGUUUCAGAGGAAGGGGUAAAAGCCAAACAGUGCACAGCGCUGAUUGGGGGGGGGGGGGGGGUAGAGCUGGGGGAAAUGGCUGAGCUCCGGUCAAUGAUUGGGCAGUUGGGACUAGAGACUAGCCCCCCCUCCCAAGCUUUAAAUUGGGAUUCUAGGGUUAUUUUGCAGACAGAAAGAAGGGACAUUUUAACCCUACCUCUCACCACAAAAUAACACCCCCUAGAGGCGGAGCCCAAACCUGCUGGUGCCCAGACAUCCUUGCUAGUUAGGGCUGCACUAUACUGCAUCCUUUAUCCAAUGGUUUAAACCUUUUCCUACCUAGCCUGAGUUUGGCAUAUUCCUUAAAGAAAAAAAAUAUAAAAAUAUAUCUGUAUACAGACAUAUUUUUGUUAAACGUGUGGGGUCAAAAAAGUCUCUCUUUGCUUGCAAAAAAAUUAAUGAAACCAAGGCUGUUUAUAUCUCCGUAUUGAAGUUAAAAAAAAAAAAAAAGAAUAAAAAAAAUAAGCUAAAGGCCGUCACCUCCUCGGUUUCCUCUUGAGAUCCCGUCUGCACUGGCCCUAGUAGUGCCUCCCCCGUUCGUUUCUGCUGUUGUCGUCCAGUAGUGAAAUGUUCAUGACUGUGGAAAUCGCCCAAACUCUCCCAACCCAGCCUCCCCGUGUCCCUCUCUCACAGCGGACUGUGUGUAUAUUAGUUACGGUGUCUUGUGAUGUUCUUACAAGCUUGGCGUACAGUGGGUAAACUAGACCUUGUUACUUUUCUUCAAAUUAUUUCCUUUUCCUUUCGCCCGCCACCUCUGCACUGCGAUAGUUUAGGGGUCCUUCCCCCCGCCCCAAAAGAAUUGAACCCCUCCUCCCACCCUGCCCUUCCCAAAUAGAUCUCUCGGUUUCAUAGGUGUUUCGAUUUUUUCCUUGUCAUCUCCCCUGUUCCUGGCCCAUAACAUUAGAUAAGGGCAAAGGCUGUAAACAUUUGCACUGAUAUUUGUUCAUUAUCUCUUACCCCUUCCCCUCCUUUUUAUUUUUUUUAAAUUAGCGUUGUACCUGAUUCGGGAUCUUGUCUGUUGGACAUUUAUUGCUUUUUUCUGUUACAGUUAUUUAUAUAAACAAAUAAUUUAUCAAAAAGGAAACAUUUUAAAAGCAUCUUGUCUUGGAACUUGUUUACCUAGAAACUUACUGGAAUCUUAAGUGUUUGAAAAGUGUUGAAGCACAAACAUAUAUCAUCUCUGUAUAUCUGUUCUUCUGUACGAAAGCACUCGAGUCAAUAAAUAAAUACGCUCCCAUACAUGGUGCAA
Chelonia mydas (Green sea turtle) is the source of this 4559-nucleotide messenger RNA. It is a transcript of the gene STXBP1, whose product is annotated as syntaxin binding protein 1. The transcript has 19 exons. Gene Ontology annotation, molecular function: syntaxin binding. Gene Ontology annotation, biological process: neurotransmitter secretion; vesicle-mediated transport; intracellular protein transport. The record is from RefSeq and is a predicted model, not a curated record. NCBI's taxonomy places the organism in Eukaryota, Metazoa, Chordata, Testudines, Cheloniidae. The coding region runs from base 470 to 2254 and encodes 594 amino acids. Gene Ontology annotation, cellular component: plasma membrane; secretory granule.